Molecule: messenger RNA, 1173 nt
Organism: Cajanus cajan (pigeon pea)
Lineage: Eukaryota; Viridiplantae; Streptophyta; Magnoliopsida; Fabales; Fabaceae
Source: RefSeq, a predicted model, not a curated record
GGGAGGGGGUGUAGGAUUUGGGCAGAGUUGAUGUGUUAGGCUUAUUUUUCCAACACAGUAACUCUCUCUCUCAAGUCUCAACUAUAAAACACCUUCCAGCAUCCCCCAAAUCCCCCAAACUCUCUCUCUCUCUCUCUUUUGCCAUAUCAAAUUAUGAAUUACAUGGAACGCACUCCUCUUAUGAAUUGGGCUUACUACUGCCACGGAAAGUCAAUGGAGGAGCUGAAGCAGUCCCUGAUGUACGCAACUGUUGAGCUGGAAGAAACGAGAGCGAGUGUGGAAGAGGAGCUGAGAAAGAGGGACGAAGAGCUGGUGAGGCUGAAGGAGGUUCUGAGGAAAGUGAUGAGAGAAAGGGACGAAGCAAAAGAGAAAUGGCAGAGGCUGGUUAUUCCUCCAGGGUCAGGGGUUUCAAGCAUUGAGGAUGAGCCCAGAAGAGAUGGCCUCUCAAUCUCAUCGUCGGAUUGCGAGGAGAGCAUUGUUUCCUCUCCGCUCCAUGGGGGCCCCAUGAUAUCAACAGACAAACCGUUGCCAGAAAAGGGUAAGCUUUUGCAAGCAGUCAUGAAAGCAGGUCCUCUCCUGCAGACACUGCUUCUUGCAGGACCACUUCCUCAAUGGAGACACCCUCCGCCCCCUCUCGAGUCCUUUCAGAUUCCACCUGUCACCAUUCCUUCACACCCACAACCCCAAGAUUCCAACUGCAGGAAGAGGCUUUUCUCUCAGCCCCCUCAUUCUCCCUCGCAGACCAAGUAUCAAAGGAUUCUACUCCACUGACUCCUAUUUAGUAACUUAUUGUUAUCAUUCUAAACAAAAGGACUCAUCUACCGUAUGUACAGUGCUUUCUAUUAACUCGCUGGGAGGGCUUGCUUUUUGGCUUUCAGGAUUUGUCCUUGUCAUUUUUCCCCUUUUCACAUUCUCCUCUUGUUUUCUGUGAGGUGAAAGGGUCACUGAAAUUGUAAUGUAACUAGGAUACUGUAGUGUAGUGCAUUUGUGUGUGUGUGAUGGAUAAGAUCACAUCAACAAUUAAGAGAAUGGGUGUGUAGUCGUUGGGGUUGGGGGAGGGUGUGCCCAACCACCAAGGGUCGGGUUAGGUGGACCCACAAAUCAGAAUCAGGAUCUAUUACUGGUGUCAUGUAUCAUUAUAUUAAGCUUUUUUAGACAACUUAUCAUUAUUCA